AGUCGAAUGGGGGGCGGGGAGGGGUUUUCACGCACAGCACGCACUCACGGAGCAGAUAUUCGUCCGAUUGGCGGCUGCCCUCUGGGCCACCAGUCGGCAAGCAGAGUCCUACUCGUCGACCGUCAGCAAGAUGGCCGCCGUGCACGGUGGUAGUGUCGCUAUUGUGUAGUGUGUUUUAAGCUUUUGGCAGCUUCUGCGUGCGCGGCCCUACGUUGCGGCGGCUGCCCUACUGCCGCGCGCGGGGCGGGGGGGUACCGCCGGUCCUCGCGCACCCUCGCAGUCGAGGGAGUACGCGAAGUCGCCGAUCGAGUGCUGCGGAGCUGCGAGAGGAACAGGCGGCGGAGGAGGAGGUGGAGGAGGAGGAGGAGGAGGAGGACGACGAAGAAGAAGAAGAAGAAGAGGAGGCGGAGGACGACGACGGCAACAGACACGGAGACGAGGACGUCCGCCGAGCGCCGCCGACAGAAAGAUGCCGAGCGCGUCGUUCACGUCGUCGCGCAGCUACGUGCGGAGAUCGCGGCGGAAAGGCGCAAACAGGAUUCCUCUGCCAUCGAGAACCACUUCGGCCGAACCAUGCGACCUGCCGUGUCCAUCGCCAAACCCACAGAUGCUACCUGGGGGUGGAGUUGGCAGUGGCGGGGGUGCAGGAGGCGGAGGAAAUGGCGGAAGAGGCUCGUCUCCUAGUGUAUCCGGUGUGGCUGCACCAUCACCCUCUCCGUCUCAUUCGCACUCGUCGCCUUACGAUUUGAGACGCAAGAGCCCACCUCAUCCGGACCCAGCGCCCGGCACCAGUUCUGCCCUACCACCAUCGGGUGGUAGCAGUAUCGUCGCAACCCUCGGUUGCUCGUCCCUACCUGCGAGAAAACGACCGAGACGGACGUGCUCGUUAUCCACAGAAGGUAUCAAUACAAACACAGCGGCGCACUACCUUCAGUACGAGCUACCGGACGAGGUGUUGCUCACAAUAUUCAAUUAUCUUAUGGAACAAGACCUGUGCAGAGUGUCGCAGGUCUGCAAGCGUUUCCAAACAAUCGCGAACGACACGGAGCUUUGGAAGUCACUCUACCAGCAGGUCUACGAGUACGACUUACCUCUGUUCAAUCCCGCGCCGUGCAAAUUCGAGUUCGUCUCGCCGGACGAGUCCGACUACCCCAACCCGUGGAAGGAGAGCUUCAGGCAGCUGUACAGGGGUGUUCACGUGAGGCCCGGCUUCCAGGAUUUGAAGUUCAAGGGACGUAAUCUUCCGCACUUCAACACGAUUCAGGGCGCGCUGGACUAUGUCGACGAGUAUAGGAACAACAGCGGCGCCACGGCCGGCGGCACCAAUACGACCGCCGGCGGGCAAGGUUGUUGCAGCAGCAACAGCGGCAGCAGCAACAACAAUUCGCAGGCGAUCGAAGAAGGGCCUCAGCAUUUGGUGUUUUUGCAUGCCGGUACAUACAGAGGUGAAUUCCUCGUUAUAGACAAUGAUGUGGCGUUGAUAGGCGCCGCGCCCGGUAACGUCGCCGAGUCUGUCAUACUGGAGCGUGAGAGCGAGUCGACCGUCAUGUUUGUGGAGGGCGCGAAACGCGCCUACGCUGGUCACCUCACGUUGAAAUUCACCCCCGACGUCACCAGUACUGUGCCGCAUCAUAAGCACUAUUGCUUGGAAGUUGGCGAGAAUUGCAGCCCCACCGUCGAUCAUUGCAUCAUCAGAAGCUCGAGCGUCGUCGGUGCAGCGGUCUGCGUCUCGGGCGUGGGAGCCAAUCCGGUGGUGAAGAACUGCGACAUAUCGGACUGUGAGAACGUGGGUCUAUAUGUGACUGAUUACGCUCAAGGCACUUACGAGGACAACGAAAUCUCGCGGAACGCGUUGGCCGGUAUCUGGGUGAAGAACUACGCGAACCCAAUAAUGCGGCGGAAUCACAUCCACCACGGUCGCGACGUAGGCAUAUUCACAUUCGACAAUGGUCUUGGUUAUUUCGAAGCGAACGACAUACACAACAACCGGAUAGCGGGGUUCGAAGUGAAGGCCGGCGCUAACCCGACCGUCGUGCAUUGCGAGAUACAUCACGGCCAGACGGGAGGCAUUUAUGUCCACGAGAACGGUCUGGGCCAAUUUAUCGAUAACAAAAUCCACUCCAAUAAUUUUGCUGGUGUGUGGAUCACCUCGAACUCGAACCCCACCAUACGACGGAACGAGAUCUACAACGGCCAUCAAGGCGGUGUGUACAUAUUCGGCGAGGGUAGGGGCCUGAUCGAGCACAAUAACAUCUACGGCAACGCCCUGGCCGGCAUACAGAUCAGGACGAACUCGGACCCCAUCGUCAGACACAACAAGAUACACCACGGCCAGCACGGCGGUAUUUACGUGCACGAGAAAGGCCAGGGUUUGAUCGAGGAGAACGAGGUCUACGCAAACACCUUGGCGGGAGUCUGGAUAACGACCGGUUCGACGCCGGUGCUCAGGAGAAAUCGCAUCCACAGUGGCAAGCAGGUCGGCGUGUAUUUUUACGACAACGGCCACGGAAAGUUGGAGGACAAUGAUAUUUUCAAUCAUUUAUAUUCAGGAGUACAAAUAAGGACUGGCAGUAACCCGGUAAUACGUGGAAACAAGAUAUGGGGUGGGCAGAACGGCGGUGUUCUUGUGUAUAAUAGUGGCUUAGGAUUACUCGAACAAAAUGAGAUUUUUGAUAACGCGAUGGCUGGCGUCUGGAUUAAGACGGACAGCAACCCUACUCUCAAGAGGAAUAAGAUAUUUGACGGUCGAGACGGCGGAAUCUGUAUAUUUAACGGUGGCAAAGGUAUCCUGGAGGAGAACGACAUAUUUCGCAAUGCACAAGCAGGUGUGCUCAUUUCGACGCAAUCUCAUCCCGUGUUGAGGAGGAACCGGAUUUUCGACGGAUUGGCAGCUGGAGUUGAAAUAACCAAUAACGCCACCGCUACGCUGGAAAGCAAUCAAAUAUUCAAUAAUCGAUUCGGUGGUUUGUGUUUGGCGAGCGGAGUGCAACCGACGACUAGAGACAAUAAAAUAUAUGACAACCAAGACGCAGUGGAGAAGGCGGUUGGGAACGGCCAAUGUCUGUAUAAAAUCUCCUCGUACACGUCGUUUCCCAUGCACGACUUUUACCGCUGUCAAACGUGCAACACGACGGAUCGCAAUGCAAUAUGUGUUAAUUGUAUAAGAACUUGUCAUGCUGGCCACGACGUAGAAUUCAUCAGACACGAUCGAUUCUUUUGCGAUUGUGGCGCCGGAACGUUGAGCAAUCAGUGUCAGCUACAGGGUGAGCCUACUCAAGACACGGAUACAUUAUACGACAGUGCAGCGCCCAUGGAAUCGCACACACUUAUGGUCAACUAGGAACUAACCUAAUAUAAUUUAAACAAUCAAACAGCGUUAGAACUGUAAGUCCAUUAUAUCGCGAGCACGCAGUGACCCAUUGCCGAGUUCUUUAUUGCGAUUUUCGAUUUGCUUUAUACACGUCAAACGCGAUUGUUACUAUUUGAAAAAAAUUUGUUAAUAUUGUUGAUAUUAUUUAAUGUCCACUUAUCGGGAUUGUCGUAUCUGUCCCUUUCUAUCAGCUUUAUCAUCGUUUAGUGUUAAGCGAAAAGACGUCCGCGAAUAACGGAUAACGAUUCCGAUUAUGCAUUCGUAGACGAAUUUGUAUACAUAACAAUGAAAUACAAGAUAAUCUAGUGAAGGACGGUCGAGGAAUUUAAAAGCAUAUGAUAUUUCAAAUAUUUAAUCAACAUGGGCCAAACUCAAUUAUGGGUUGAUAAAAAUUAUAAGCAAUUUAUUUUGCUGAUGCUUUUUUCUUUCUUAUAAAAGUGUUGGGGUAACAUAUUGUUUAAAAAUGGGUCCUUUGCCGGAUAUUUUGUUUUAUUUUCUGACAUUCUGAUAUGACAUUCUGGAUACAGGAAAUAUCUCGUGUCCAUUUUUCCGUGAUUUCACUUCGAUACUUUUAUACACAAAAUGUUUAUACAAAUUAUUUUGUGCACAAAGGAAGAUAAAAAAUAUUGCUGAACGAAUAAUCUGUAUAAGGUUAGUUUUUUGAUCCCAUGUUGGUUAAUAAUUUAUUAUUUAUUUUUGCAAUUGUGUUAUAUGCCUUUUUAAAUACCUCAAUUUAAAAAAAAGUUAUCUUGUAGACUACGGUUCUUUCUAUGGAAGUAUACAUUUAAUUACGUUGAUUUAUAUAAGAUAACAUAUAAUAUAUAUUUCUCGUUUUAUUACUUAAAAACGUUACAGGAAAAUAUACAACCUGUUGAUAAAUUUAAUAUAUUUACAAAUGCAUAUUCACGGUCGUAUAUUUGUUAUUUGUGAGUACGUUUUGCAAUACCGUAUUAGUAAUUUACUUUUGUUUUUUCUCCACUCUUUUCUAUCUUUUCUUAAAUUAAUUCUUUAAUUCUAUGAAAGAGUGUUUGAAAUUCCCUCCCCCUAUAAAGGAUCUUUUCUCAUCACAGCAGUAAAAAAUAAUUUAUGUUCAAAAAUAAAUUGUCAAUUGAUAUAUUUAUUUACUUUUUCUUGCGCUAUCUCUAUGAACAAAUAUCCUUUUUAUAAGUAAAUUAUUUGGCUAUAUCGGCUAAUUUAUAUACAACUUUAUUUUGUGUAUUAAUAGAUUGAAUAUAUAUAUAUUUUUUUUUCUAUAAUUUAAAAUUACGAAACCAUUGGCUUGAUGCUUUUUGUGUGUUAUAAAUUUUAUUAUAAAUGUUAUUAGCUCUACAAUGAGUUUUUGUUAGAGAUUAUUAGAAAGGAAGAUUGUUUCUUUGACGCGCGCCAAGAUAAAUAAAGAACUCAGCAAUCGAAACGCCAAGAAACGGUAGUAAUAAAAUAACGAAGAAGGCCCUCGUAUAAUUAUAUGACACGAUAUAAUAUUAGGUAUAUCAAAUUAAUUUAAAUGUGUAAACGACGCAAACGCUAGACUAAUCGUAAAUCGAACUUUUCACGUGGCUCUUUUUAUCGAAGUUCUGUCUCAAAAUCGAAAAUCUGCGUAUUACGAGAAAAGUGCAGUGCUGAACUGUGUAAAAACGAGAAGAACGGAGAAACAUGUGUAUACGCCAUAAUAAGGACACUCAACGUAUCUCGUUAUCGAGAUGCUCUAAUGAACUGCUUAAAACUCUAACGAAAGCCGCGGUAAACAUAGUUAAAGCAAAUAUAAGUUCAAGAAUAAAUAACAGUGUGUCUGGAAUGUAAAUUGUGUAUAUCGAACAAGCAGCGGUAAGCAUCUCGUUGAUUGUAUUACCUACUUAUUCGAGCAGAAGCAUCAACACCAUAAAAGCGUAAAGUAUAUAAAUAAAGUUUGCACUCAGCAGUUAAUAAGCGGAGACUAAUAAUUAUGCCAGUGUAUAAAAAGAAAGAAAGAGAGAGAGAGAGAGAAAGAGAGAUACAAGUAGUGCGUGUUGAGUGUCACGCUCGUCCGGAAAUGUGAAACUUAAAAACGUUUAAACCAUUAUGAAAAAUUAACAAAUGAAAAGGACCAUAAACCAAAACACGUCACGGAACGUCACGAUCGUUAACACGCUAAAACGAAAGAAAGAAAAACAAGUGCGACUUUGACGAUGAUGAACUUGUCACAAAUCUGUGCGGUACAAAUCUCGAGGAGGUAAACGAGAGGUGAGGAAGAGUUAAACGAAGCGGGGAAAACUAACUUGAAGAUCUAUUGUAAGACAUACCGAAACAAAUGUCUAAAAUAUGUGAUAAUAUAAAACUCACAGGUGGAAUAAUCAAAAUGAGAAUAAACGUCUAUAACGCUCUGCUAAUUUUUUUUAUGUAAAUGUACCUCAUAGUUAACGCGUAACGGUUCCAUUAUUCGCGUGGUGAAUUGUGACGGUCCUAAGUUGCCUCACGGGCGAAGUGCGUAAUAAGGAUGGGAGAAUAAAUGUUCAAAGUUAAAUAAUUCAAACCAAGAUGGGGACGAGAGGAAGAAAAGUAGUGCGUGCACUUCCGCUGUACGACAGUGUAUACCAGUGAAAUAAAAACAACAAGAGGAGGGGAAACAAAGGAGAUUAAUAAUUAUUCGAAAAUAGAGAUGUACUGUCCGAGGAACAGUUUUUAAAAAAAGAAGUAAUCUCGACUUUUUCAAGAUAAUCCGAUUUUUUUAAUUAUUACGUUAAAUGUGCUAAAAUCUUAGUCUAAUCGAGUUAUCGUAAUUGUAAUUUUUCCGGGAGCGGCGUGCGCGCCCCCGUGCGAAACAAGGAAGCGCCUAUUAGCGAUAAUUUUAGACCCGAAUCCGCUUUAUUUACGCGAGUGAUUCUAUGCAUAUAAUAGAUAAGUAGAAAAAGAAAGGAAACGAACUGUCGUUCAUCGGACUUCAUUACUGUGAAUUUUGUUCGACAGACAUAAUUUUACGACGUAAUUCGUUAUUGUACGUACUAUGUAGUUCUUUUAUAUGUCACAUCCGGCGAAACGGCGCGUAUGAAAAUUGCCUUUGUGCUUACCGACCCGCGAGAAUUACGUAGUAUUACGUGUCACGAUGUCGUAUUAUACACAGCGUAAUCAGAGCUGUUGCACGUAUGAUGUCCGACAAAUGUGCGAACCGAGUGCAAGAAGAUAAACGUUUAAAAUCGAGACAAAGGCACUUCUCAUGCGCUUCACGUUAAACCUAAAUGUAAAAGGUAUUGAAUAUCUGAAUUCUCGAGUGAUACACGGUACGAUCUGUUGUUUUGUUUAACGUUCUUUCAUGGAUAUUUUUUUGUCGUAUAUUCAAAGCGGAGAAUAUUGCGGAAGAAUGUAGCGGUGCGACGCGUAACAAGACACACAUAUACACAUAUAUGCAUACACAUGCUGCGACACACCGACACCGACUGCGUUAGAGAUAGGAUCGAGUACACUCAGUAUUAUCAAUAUCUUCAAUAUUAUCUGUAGCAUGUUCUCGAAUUUUUCAUGAAUACUUGGAAGUAUCUGAAGAUGAAAAGUACAUGUAGUGUUUACCUUACAAACGUAACUACAACAAUGCAUGUAUUGUUACAAGUGAAUGUGUAUAUGUAUAUAAAUUUUUACUUACUAUAAUGCACGUGUUGAUGCUGUUAUGUUUGUAAGUAAAAGAAAAUAUUGGCUCGAAUGUACUUUGAGAAGUUUCAGUUACAUUUUGUAUCGGUAUAGUUCGGUAUUACCGCAUCCAUAUCAGAUCGAUUUUUAAUCGUAGCAAGUGCUUUACGAAAUGAGUCCACGAUGUUUAAUAAUGCUGAUUCGAUUUCAGUGAAACAACAGCCGGUUCUCAUCGAAUCAGUCGAAGCACAUGAAUACAAGUUGAACUCAAUCCUAUUCCUAAACUACGUUCUCAAGCGCUUCUUGUCGUUCUUGUAUCUUUUUUUUCACGUUGAGCGUGAAAUCGAAAUUAUCGAUCAAAGUUACGUCGUUCUCUAUCAAUAUAUUUGUAAUUAUCGAAAUUUAUUUGUCGACCUGUUCGGAUAGUAUAAAUUAUCGAUCGAAUUUGAUCAUUGGA
This is a messenger RNA of Harpegnathos saltator (Jerdon's jumping ant), 7421 nucleotides long. RefSeq names its product F-box protein 11 (gene FBXO11). The coding region runs from base 470 to 3340 and encodes 956 amino acids. Gene Ontology annotation, molecular function: protein binding; zinc ion binding. The transcript is spliced from 8 exons. The record is from RefSeq and is a predicted model, not a curated record. Lineage: Eukaryota; Metazoa; Arthropoda; Insecta; Hymenoptera; Formicidae. Gene Ontology annotation, biological process: ubiquitin-dependent protein catabolic process; regulation of apoptotic process.